CUCCGGGUCCUUAGUGGGACCUGAUGGCCAAGAGACAGUUCGGAAGUGUCCCAGGAGCUGCCUAUGGACGGCCCGCCAUCCCUCCCACCACCUCUGAGCGCCGUAGUCCUCGGAACUUGUGACCGGUUCUGGCGCGUAAAGUUGGCCUCCCCGAUGUGUGGAACUGUCCCUGGAUCCGUAGCUCGAAACCAGCAUCUCUAACUUCUUCCUUCCGAGAAACUGCAGCCACUGUCAUGGAAAAGUACCACGUGUUGGAGAUGAUUGGAGAAGGCUCUUUUGGGAGAGUGUACAAGGGUCGAAAAAAAUACAGUGCUCAGGUGGUGGCCCUGAAGUUCAUCCCCAAGUUGGGGCGCUCAGAGAAGGAGCUGAAGAAUCUGCAACGAGAGAUGGAAAUCAUGCGAGGCCUGCGGCACCCCAACAUUGUGCACAUGCUCGACAGCUUCGAGACUGACAAAGAGGUGGUGGUGGUGACGGACUAUGCCGAGGGGGAGCUCUUUCAGAUCCUGGAAGAUGAUGGAAAGCUUCCGGAAGACCAGGUCCAGGCCAUCGCUGCCCAGCUGGUGUCGGCCUUGUACUAUCUGCACUCCCACCGCAUCCUGCACCGUGACAUGAAGCCUCAGAACAUCCUCCUUGCCAAGGGCGGCGGCAUCAAGCUCUGUGACUUUGGAUUCGCCCGGGCCAUGAGCACCAACACGAUGGUGCUGACAUCCAUCAAAGGCACACCACUGUAUAUGUCUCCAGAGCUGGUGGAGGAGCGACCGUAUGACCACACGGCAGACCUGUGGUCUGUGGGCUGCAUCCUGUAUGAGCUGGCUGUAGGCACCCCUCCCUUCUACACCACCAGCAUCUUCCAGCUGGUCAGCCUCAUUCUCAAGGACCCUGUGCGCUGGCCCUCCACCAUCAGUCCGUGCUUCAAGAACUUCCUCCAGGGACUGCUCACCAAGGACCCCCGGCAGCGUCUGUCCUGGCCAGACCUCUUACAUCAUCCCUUUAUUGCUGGUCGUGUCACUAUCGUAACUGAACCGGCAGGCCCAGAUUUGGGUACCCCAUUCACCAGUCGCCUACCUCCAGAACUUCAGGUCCUAAAGGACGAACAGGCCCAUCGGCUAGCCCCCAAGGGCAGUCAGUCCCGGAUCUUGCGUCAGGCCUAUAAACGCAUGGCUGAGGCGGCCAAGCAGAAGAAACACCAAAGCACAGGACGUGCCCUGGAGCAAGAGGACAGGACCAGCCAGGCAGCUGCUGACACAGCCCCUCUGCCCAGACCAAGGGGGACUCCUCAGGAAGCAAGCCUCUUGGCUGGGAUCUUGGCCUCAGAAAUGAAGAGCAGCUGGGCUGAGUGGGGGCCUGGAGAGGCACCCCCUGCACCUCGUGAGAACCGGAGCACCGCAGACGGUAGACAAGGAUUUGCAGAGCCGAGACCCGAGGCAGCGAGCCAGCGCAGCAUGGAUGCCGUGAACCCGGAAAAUGAGGAGCCAGACAGCGAUGAAGAGUGGCAGCACCUGCUGGAGACCAUCGAGCCUGUGCCCAUUCAGCUGAAGGCCCCCCUCACCCUGCUGUGCAACCCCGACUUCUGCCAGCACAUCCAGACUCAGCUGCACGAGACCGGAGGGCAGAUCCUGAAGGGCAGCCUGGAAGGGGCUUCCCGCAUCCUGCCGGCACUGCGGGUCCUGAGCAGUCUCCUCUCCAGCUGCGGUGACUCCGCCCCCCUGUACUCCUUCUGCCGGGAGGCAGGGCUGCCUGGGCUGCUGCUGAGCCUGCUCAGGCACAGCCAGGAGAGCAGCAGCAUCCAGGCGCAACCCUGGUAUGGGGCCUUCGUACGGGACCUGAUGGCCGCGAUGCAGGCCUAUUUUGCCUGCACCUUCAAUCUGGACAGGAGCCAGACAGGUGACAGCCUACAGGUGUUUCAGGAGGCUGCCAGCCUCUUUCUGGAUCUGCUGGGGAAACUGUUAGCCCAACCAGACGACUCCGAGCAGUGUUUGCGGAGGGACAGCCUUGUGUGCUUUACUGUGCUGUGUGAAGCCAUGGAUGGCAACAGCCAGGCCAUCUCCAAAGCCUUUUACUCCAGCCUGCUGACCACACAGCGAGUGGUGGUGGAUGGGCUGCUGCACGGCUUGACAGUGCCACAGCUGCCCUUCCACACCCCCCCAGGAGCCCCACAAGGGAGCCAGCCACUGCGGGAUCUGAGUGAGGACCUGCCCGGAGCUGUUUCCUCUGCCCUGGCAGCCAUCUGUACUGCUCCAGUGGGACUGCCCAGCUGCUGGGAAGCCAAGGAGCAGGUCUCUUGGCAUUUGGCAACUCAGCUGAUUGAAGACAGCAGCCAGCUGAGGCCGUCCCUGGUCUCUGGCCUGCAGCACCCCAUCCUGUGCCUCUCCCUCCUCAAGGUGCUCUACUCCUGCUGCCACGUCAGCGAGCGCCUGUGCCGUCUCCUUGGGCAAGAGCCCCUGGCCUUGGAGUCGCUGUCGUUGGUGGUCCAGGGCAAGGUAAAAGCAGCGGAUCAGGAAGAGUCUACUGAAGUAGCCCUCUACCUCCUCGCCCUUCUGGUCUUCCGGCUUCAAGACCUGCCCUGUGGCAUGGAGAAGCUAGGCAGCGAGGUUGCUACUCUCUUCACCCAUUCGCACGUCGUCUCUGUCGUGAGUGCAGCAGCCUGUCUCUUGGGACAGCUUGGUCAGCAAGGGGUGGCCUUCGAGCUGCAGCCCGUGGAAUGGAUGGCUGCAGCCACACAUGCCCUGUCUGCCCCGGCAGAGGUCCGGCUGACUCCACCGGGUGGCUGUGGAUUCUAUGAUGGCCUCCUCAUCCUUGUAUUGCAGCUUCUCACUCAGCAGGGGAAGGCUAGCCUGAUCAGGGAUGUGGCUGGCUCCGAGCUGUGGACCAUUUUAUGGCACCGCUUCUCCAUGGCCCUGCGACUACCCGAGGAGGUGCCCACCCUGGAAGAGGAGCUGUUGCUGUCGGUUCCACCAAGCCCAGAGCCAGACUGGACGCUGAUCUCACCCCAAGGUAUCUCUGUGUCAGCACAAACAUCCUCUGUGGGCCUCACAGAUUGGUCGUCUUUAAGAGCAGACAGCCUGGAACUGGAGAAAACCCACAGACAUGGCUGCUGCUGCUCAGGAGAGAGGAAGGGACCACGAAGGUGGUGGCCAGGGAGCCCCGGGGAAGCGGGGGCAUCCGUACCGCCCGCCUGCUCCGCUGGGUGGUCUCCAUUCUCUGUGUCUCCAGGCAUGGCAGCCUUGCUGAGUCUGGCCAUGGCUGCCUUCACCCAGGAGCCCCAGUUAUGCCUGAGCCACCUGUCCCAGCGGGGGAACAUCCUCAUGUCUACCCUGAAGCACCUACUUUCCCCCAGCUUCCUGCAUCACCUGGGCCAGGCGCCUCACGGGCCUGAGUUUCUCCCUGUCGUGGUGCUCUCUGUCUGCCAGCUCCUCUGCUUCCCCUUCGCCCUGGAUGUGGACGCCGACCUCCUCGUAGGUAUCUUGGCUGACCUCAGGGACUCCGAAGUGGCAGCCCACCUGCUGCAGGUCUGUUGUCACCAUCUUCCGCUGUCACAAGCCGAGCUGCCCAUCAGCCUCCUCACACGCCUGGCCCUCACCGACCUCACCUCUCUCAACCAGUUUGUGAACGCAGUGUCUGCCUCCCCUCGAACCGUCACCUCGUUCCUUUCCGCUGCCCUCUUGGGUGACCAGCCACUGCUGACCUCUGACCUUCUGUCCCUGCUGGCCCACGCAGCCCGGGUGCUGGCUCCCAGCCACUUGUCCUUCAUCCAGGAGCUCCUGGCUGGCUCUGAUGAGUCCUAUCGGCCGCUCCGCAGCCUUCUGGGCCACCCAGAGACCCUUGUGCGGGCCCGCACCUACGGGCUCCUAGGACACUUGCUCAGACACAGCAUGGCCCUGCGCGGGGCACUGCAGAGCCAGGCAGGACUGUUCAACCUGCUGCUGCAGGGGCUUGGAGACAAGGACCCUGCGGUGCGGCGCAGCGCCAGCUUUGCUGUGGGCAACGCGGCCUACCAGGCGGGGCCCCUGGGACCCGCCCUGGCAGCGGCGGUGCCCAGCCUGACGCAGCUGCUUGGAGACCCUCAGACUGGUAUUCGGCGCAAUGCGGCAUCAGCUCUGGGCAACUUGGGGCCUGAGGGAUUGGGGGAGGAGCUGUUACAGUGCCAAGUACCGCAGCGGCUCCUAGAGGUGGCAUGCGGAGACCCCCAGCCAAGCGUGAAGGAAGCCGCCCUCAUUGCGCUCCGGAGCCUCCGGCAGGAGCCCUGCAUCCACCAGGUGCUGGUGUCCCUGGGUGCCAGCGAGAAAUUAGCCUUGCUGUCUCUGGGGAAUCAGCUGCCACAUAGCAGUGCCAGGCCUGCCUCUGCCAAACACUGCAGGAAACUCAUUCAGCUCCUGAGGCCGACCCACGACACGUGAGCCUGGAUCCCCGGGGUCCAGCCGCCAACCUUCACUGGCCUGUGUUAUUGCCAAGUCUUUAUUCUCCCACACAAGCCACCCGCUGAGCCAAGAGCUUAAGAGACUUACAAAGAGUGAUAAAGCUGCCAACUCAACUGAGAACAACAGACCAGAAGAGAUGUAUGUAUAAAGCUCCUUCCUGCCCCCAGAGUCAGGAUGAUUUCAGCCAGUAAACAUCACUGCUGGUGGUGCCAGAGAGGACUCCUUCCUUCUCUCCGUCCAGAGAUCCUUCCUCCAGGAAUGUGCCUUUCGCCCCAGGAACACGCCUCCUGGACCUUAGGGAAAGACCACCACCCGAGGCGUCUUCCUUUCUGCAGCUCCUAUAAUCGUCCCAGCAGGUUUUGCUUUAGGUGCACUGGCCCCAGGACACGACGCACACAGAGCCUGUCUCAGCUCUGGGCCGUGGGGAUACACGUGCCAUCAGUCCCCCGUCGUGGAGGGAUUCUUCAGCCCUUGGCCCACAUUCCCAUCUGUGGGUGGGUGGUAGGGAGUCUGUCUUUUUUUAUAGUUGUAUUUGUAAACUCUUUUAAUAAAAAAUGUGCCUUAACCCUACUUGGAGCUCCCACAGCAAUGGGUUGGGAGUCUCAGCCCCUUAACUUCUGUGUGGUACUGGAAGCACAGGUUCUGUUUGUCUAUCUGGCUUUGCCUGCCUGCCUGCUGGCCGCCUCCAUCCUGAAUGAGCUACACGUGGUCACCUCCUCCUAAGCCAAGGCCCGCGGAGCUGAAAUAGGAGAAGAUUGGGAUUAAACAGAGAGGUUUAGUGGGUUGCUUUGAGACCUUAGGCUGAGUGACUGGUUUGAAGCUUUUAGAGGAAUUUCAAUGUAUAGGAGAGAAGAGCUGUUUGCGGAGAUGUGACCACAAACAGUUAUUUGGCAGAUGUUUCCUAGAUUCAUUAUCUUAACUGGAAAUGCAAGAUCUUCAGAAAGUUCAUGGAAAAUGUAUAUUAUGAAAAAUCCAUGUGUUUAAAAAAAUUGUGCCUACAGCUUGACUCACUGGAGGGCUGAGGACAGCGUCUAGGCUCUGAUUGCUCAUCUGCUAAGUGGGGGAGACUUUUUUCUGUUCUCCCUUGAGUUCUAGUUAUGUUUUUAAAAGAUUUACUUAUUUUAUUUGAAAGGCAGAGUUACAGAGAGGGAGGGGCAGAGAGAGAGAGAGAGAGAGAGAGAGAGAGAGGUUUGUCUUCCAUCCGCUUGUUCACUCUCCAGAUGGCCGCAAUGGCCGGAGCUGCGCCGUUCCGAAGCCAGGAGCCAAGAGCUUCUUCUGGGACUCCCAUGUGGGUGCAGGGGCCCAAGGACUUGGGCCAUCUUCUGCUUUCCCAGGCCAUAGCAGAGAGCUGGAUUGGAAGUGGAGCAUCCAGGACUCAAACCAGCACCCAUACAGGAUGCCAGCACUGCAGGCGGCGGCUUUAACUGCUACGCCUCAGCGUCAGCCUCAAGUUCUAGUUAUUUUACAAAUGAAAGAUGAAUAAGGUGCGCUUUUUUUGAUAAGGGAUUUUAUUUAGUCCUCACCUUCAUUGUUCCAUGUGUUUACAAAAAUAACAUUUUUUCUAGGGACUAUUAUUUCCUGCUAUAUAUAGUAUUUGAAUUCAAUGUAUUUGUAAAAUGUUUAUUUUCAUCUGCUUGAAAGGGAGAGCAACAAAAAUAAAGAG
Messenger RNA from Lepus europaeus (European hare), 6081 nucleotides. It is a transcript of the gene STK36, whose product is annotated as serine/threonine kinase 36. Lineage: Eukaryota; Metazoa; Chordata; Mammalia; Lagomorpha; Leporidae. The record is from RefSeq and is a predicted model, not a curated record. The coding region runs from base 234 to 4397 and encodes 1387 amino acids. Gene Ontology annotation, cellular component: cytoplasm. Gene Ontology annotation, molecular function: protein kinase activity; ATP binding; protein binding. The transcript is spliced from 26 exons. Gene Ontology annotation, biological process: protein phosphorylation.